AUGGCACGUAGGGUGAACAUGAUCUCGGAAAUAAAUGAUAGUAUAUCAACUUUGAAGCUACAAGUCAGAGUAAUGAGUCUUUGGGAAGUCAUGAAGUUCGAAAAUAAUGCUGAAGUCCAAUCUCUCGAGAUGCUGCUCAUUGAUGAAGAGGGAGAUAAAAUUCAAGCAACUGCUAAUGACUCACACAUUAACAAGUAUCGGUCAAGCAUCAUUGAAGGAAAUUGUUACCUGAUUGGAAACCUGACAGUUUCGAAGAACAAUGGAAGAUAUAAGGUUACUAGACACAACUUCAGACUGUUUUUCCAGAAUACCACAGCCAUGAAGGAAGUCAACUCUGAAAAGAUUCCCAAGAGUAAAUUCGAUUGGGCUUCAUUCACCGAUAUUGGGAGUGGAGCCAUUAAUAGAGACUGGAUUAUAGACAUCAUUGCAAGAGUGGUGAAUAUUAACAAUGAUAAGUAUGUUCAUCGAAGUGGAAAUCCAACAAGAAAGAUAGAAGUUGAAUUAGAAGAUGAAAGAAAAUCUAGAAUGAAUUGCACAUUAUGGGGGAGAUAUGCUGAAGAUAUAUGUUCAGAGUUGGAUAAAAGUGUAGAUAAUUGCUUGGUUAUUGCAUUACAUCUCGCUAUCAUACGAGAUGUGAAGGGGAACCUUGAGUUAUCCAACUCCAUGUACGGAACUAAGUUGUACAUAAAUCCUGAUUGGGAGGAAGCGAAGGAGUUGAAAAAUAGAACAUAUCCUGUAGAUGGGGCUCUAUCUCUUAAAUCCACACAACUUUCUGCAAGCUCUAAACAAACACCUGAAGAAGAUUGGUUGAGCCUAACUAAUAGAAAGACCAUUGCAGAUCUUAAAACAACAAGAGAGGUUGGAACUUGGAAUGUUCUAGGAACAGUUCAUAAACUGGUGACAAAUUAUGGCUGGUCAUAUUCAGGGUGCUCUAAAUGCACCAAGAAAAUUGACUAUGAGAAUAAUAUUGCCAAGUGUAAAAACUGCAAAGGAACUGUUUUUGCCGUUCCAAGGUGA
This is a messenger RNA of Lotus japonicus, 1017 nucleotides long. RefSeq names its product replication protein A 70 kDa DNA-binding subunit A-like. Gene Ontology annotation, biological process: DNA recombination; DNA repair; DNA replication. Bases 1 to 1017 code for a protein of 338 amino acids. The transcript has 7 exons. NCBI's taxonomy places the organism in Eukaryota, Viridiplantae, Streptophyta, Magnoliopsida, Fabales, Fabaceae. The record is from RefSeq and is a predicted model, not a curated record. Gene Ontology annotation, molecular function: DNA binding. Gene Ontology annotation, cellular component: nucleus.